UUCCCCGUCUUUCUCGCUGCCCUGCUCCCCGAGCCCAUCUGUACCUCCGCUCCUUCUGCUCCCAGCUGCUGCUCUGAUCGGCCCCGGCUCCACGAUGGAGAGAGGGUCAAUGCUGGCUGCGUGUCUGCUGUGCUGGAGCUGCGGCGUGUGCGUGGUGUCCGCCAUCCGGAGGGCCGAUAUGUUCCCGUACGGCGCCCUGAGCGGGGAUCUGAUCCUGGCGGAGGGGGACGAUGAGACCUCCAGAGUGCUGCUCCUGCCCAGACCCUUGAACUUCUACGACUCCCGGUACUCCCAGCUAUACGUGGCCACUAACGGCAUCAUCUCAGCCCAGGACCUGCCGAUGGAAAAGCAGUACGUCGACGACGGCUUCCCCACAGAUUUCCCCGUGGUGGCUCCGUUUCUGGCCGACAUCGACACCAGCGGAGGGCGAGGACAGAUCUACUACCGGGUGACGGAGACGCCCAGCGUUCUCAACCGAGUGUCCCGGGAAGUACACCGAGGGUUCCCGGAUGCAAAAUUCACGCCCACGCACGUCGUGGUCGCAACGUGGGAGAACGUCGCGGCAUAUGAGGAGCAGACUCGAACCGCCGGACCUUCGAACAAGGUCAAUACGUUCCAGGCAGUAAUUGGUUACGAUGAGACGGAUUCAUACGUUCUCUUCCUCUACCCUGAAGGUGGCCUUAACUUCUUUGGGACACGCCCUAAGGAGUCUUAUAAUGUUGAGAUAGAGCUCCCUGCUAGAGUUGGCUUUAGCAGAGGAGAAAUCACGUAUCUGAUCUUGUCCCGAACCGAGGGACCUCACUACAGCGUUACCAGCGAUGAGCAGAGUGUUAAAAACCUCUACCAGGUUGGUAAUACAGGAAUUCCAGGUGUUUGGCUUUUCCACACUGGGAACAGUUACUCCUUCGACAACAUUGUUCCUGCAUCCAUUGGUGGCCUCCUUGUUACCCCACCAACUCGAGGACAUGGCCUCUCCCUGGACACCACCACAGCCGAGUAUGGUGAGUUUGAGGACUACCCGGACAACACUUUCGACCCUGAUAACCAGGAGGAAGAAGACGAUUACCCUCUGACAGGCGGGGACCCCGAAUUCCAGACGGCCCCCGCUGGCGCUGACCACUCAGAAUCACUUCAACCAGCAAGUCCUGAUGCUCCCUCGUCCCCUUCGGAGGAUUCCGGAUAUCAGGUGGCGUAUGGCAGCAAAGAUGUGCCAUUGACCUCUGAACCCAGGUACAACUCCGAGCCAGCAGAGAGGCAGUAUGCUCCCCCUAAUCCUCCAGAGGGAGGUGCUCAGCAGACUCAGGAACAGCAACCACAGGUUCCUCUGGAGGUGGUGGAUGUCUACCCCCCUCACAGGAAUGAACCACGUCUUUCCCCUGGAGGUCACGUGGUCAGCGUGGACGAAGACAUUGAUUUUGACACAGGAGUGAUUCAGUACACCACGGAGAAUAAGGAAACAUGCGCCAGAUUCCAACAGCAGUGCUCCCAGAAUGCAUUUUGCUCCGACUACGCCACGGGGUUCUGCUGUCACUGCCGGCCUGGCUCCUACGGCAAUGGACGCUACUGUCUACCCGAAGGUGCUCCACAGCGAGUUAGCGGUAAGGUGAGCGGAACAGUGGCCGUGGGUUCGACUCCAGUGGCGCUGAACAACAUCGAUCUUCACGCCUACAUCGUGGUGGGCGAUGGCAGAGCGUACACUGCCAUCAGCGAGGUACCCGAGCCGGUGGGCUGGGCUCUGAUGCCGCUCGCACCGAUAGGAGAGCUGUUUGGAUGGAUGUUUGCUCUGGAGCUGCCCAACAGCCAAGCAGGAUUCAAAAUCACAGGUGCCGAGUUCACUCGUCAUGCAGAGGUGAUCUUCUACCCCGGCAACCAGCGCCUGUCAAUCAUCCAGAAGGGCCGCGGCCUUGACGACCACAACCACCUCACCGUGGAUACUGUAGUCAGUGGCAACGUGCCCUUCCUGCCCCCUGGAGCUGAAGUCACCAUGGAUCCCUUCAAGGAGACCUACCAGUACUACCCAUCCGUUGCCACCUCCACCUCUGUGAGGGAGUUCUCGGUGGUUUCGGCCGAGCGGGGCUCCGAGUCCUUCUCCUUCCAGCUGAAGCAGAACAUCACCUACCGCGACUGUCGGCACGACCACCGCGCCGCCGUCCCGGAGACGCUGCAGAUCACCAUGGAGAGGGUGUUCGUGAUGUACGUCAAGGAGGAGCGGAUCCUGAGAUACGCCAUCACCAACAAGAUCAGCCCAGUCGGAGUCGAGCCAACAGAGCCGGAGCUGGUUAACCCCUGCUACGCUGGGAACCACGACUGCGACACCACGGCCCAGUGUAUCCCACUGGAGGGCCGGGACUUCCAGUGCCAGUGUGCGACUGGCUACAGAGGGGACGGACGCAAUUGUUACGACGUGGACGAGUGUGCUGAGAGCUUGAGCUCAUGUGGCGCUCAUGCUCAGUGCGUGAACCUGCCCGGUAGCCACCGCUGCCUGUGCCAGAGCGGCUACGAGUUUGGCUUCGACGGGCGUACCUGUGUUGAUGUGGAUGAAUGCAGCUCCUCUCCGUGUCACAUCAGCGCCAGAUGUGUCAAUGCACUGGGCUCCUUCCAGUGUCAGUGCCAGCCGGGGUUUCAUGGUGAUGGUUUCUACUGUUCCCAGCAGGAAGGACAGACAGUUCGUCCAAGGAGCCAGUGUGAGCAGCACAGAGACAGCCUGCAGAGCGGGGGGGAACAAGGCGGUCGACCGAGUCUCGGAGCCUUCGUCCCUCAGUGCGACUCCGUCGGACACUACCGACCGCUGCAGUGUCACGGCUCCACUGGACAUUGUUGGUGUGUGGACGUCAGGGGGCAGGAGAGAGGAGGAACCAGGACGCCACCUGGUACACCACCCACAGACUGCGACAGACCAGACGAACCAGAGAGUCCUAAAACUCACUGUGAGCACCACAGAGACGGUGUUCAGACCACCAGUCCAGAGGGGUAUCCUGUUGUUGGAGCCUACAUACCUCAGUGUGAUGAUAAUGGACAGUACUUACCUUCACAGUGUCACGGCUCCUCUGGACAUUGUUGGUGUGUGGACGGUAACGGACAGGAGAGAGGAGGAACAAGAACGCCACCUGGUACAACGCGUACAGACUGCAGCAAACCAGAUGAACCAGAGCGUCCUAAAACUCACUGUGAGCACCACAGAGACGGUGUGCAGACCACUGACAGAGAGGGAUAUCCUAUAGUUGGAGCCUACGUACCUCAGUGUGACGCUAACGGACAGUACAGAUCGUUACAAUGUCACGGCUCCACUGGACAUUGUUGGUGUGUGGACGUUAGGGGGCAGGAGAGAGCAGGAACCAGGACUCCACCUGGUACACCACCUAAAGACUGCGACAGACCAGACGAACCAGAGCGUCCUAAAACCCACUGUGAGCACCAAAGAGACGGUGUUCACACCACCAGUCCAGAGGGACAUCCUGUUGUCGGAGCCUACAUACCUCAGUGUGACGCAGGAGGACAGUACACACCACUGCAGUGUCACGGCUCCACUGGACAUUGCUGGUGUGUGGACGGUAGGGGACAAGAGAGAACAGGGACCAGGACCCCAGCUGGUGCACCACCAACAGACUGUGACAAACCAGAUGAGCCCAGAACUUACUGUGAGCAGCACCGAGACAGUGUAGAGACCACCAGUCCAGAGGGGUACCCUUUAAUAGGAGUGUUUGUACCUCAGUGUGACUCAGAUGGACAGUACACAUCUCAACAGUGCCACGGAUCAACUGGACAUUGUUGGUGUGUGGACAAUAGGGGACAGGAGAGAGCAGGAACCAGGACCUCGUCUGGUACACCACCUGUGGACUGUGACAAACCAGAUGAACCGGAGCGUCCUAAAACUCACUGUGAGCGCCACAGAGACAGAGCUCAGACUAUCGGUCAAGACGGACAACCUAUCUAUGUGCCCCAAUGCGACGCUGACGGACAGUACCUAUCGCUGCAGUGCCACAGCCCUAGUGGACAUUGUUGGUGUGUGGACAAUAGGGGACAGGAGAGAACAGGAACCAGGACACCACCUGGUACACCACCCAGAGACUGUGACAAACCAGAUGAACCAGAGCGUCCUAAAACUCACUGUGAGCACAACAGAGACGGUGUUCGGACCACCACUCCAGAGGGACAGGGUUGGAUUGGGGUAUUCAUACCUCUGUGUGAUGCAGAGGGACAAUAUCUACCUCGACAGUGCUCCGGUUCCUCUGGGUAUUGCUGGUGCGUGGACAGUAGGGGACAGGAGAGAAAAGGAACCAAGACUCCACCUCAUAAACCAUCUGUGGACUGUGACAAACCAGUCCCCGUGGCGCCGACCCAGCACCCCGAGAGCGUGUGCGAGCGAUGGAGGACCAGUUUGAUCGAGCACUACGGCGGCAAACCGGAGCCGCAACAGUACGUGCCUCAGUGCGAGCCGGAUGGACAGUUCAGUCCUGUCCAGUGCUACGGAGAGACCACUUACUGCUGGUGCGUGGACCAGGAUGGACGAGAGGUCCCUGGCACCCGAUCACAUGACGUCGUCAAACCUGCGUGCCUUCCCUCAGCGGCCCCGCCCACCGUGCGCCCAUUGCCCCGCCCAGACGUGACCCCUCCGCCGAACGCUGACAUCACGCUGCUGUACGCUCAGGGACAGAAAAUAGGAGCGUUGCCCCUUAACGGGACCCGACUAGAUGGAACCCGGUCCAAAACGCUACUGACCCUACAUGGUUCCAUCGUUGUUGGUAUAGCCUACGACUGCAAAGAGAACCAGGUCUAUUGGACAGAUUUGUCCGCCAGAACCAUCAACAGGGCUUCAUUGGUGGCUGGUGCCGAGCCAGAGAUACUCAUUAACACAAAUCUGGUCAGUCCAGAGGGUCUGGCGGUGGAUGUCAAACGCAGGUUGAUGUUCUGGGUCGACUCGAACCCGGACAUGAUCGAAACCGCCAACCUGGACGGCAGCGGGAGGAGGACGCUGUUCGGCACGGACCUGGUCAACCCCCGAGCCAUCAUAGUGGUCUCUUCCACCGGAACUCUGUACUGGACCGAUUGGAACCGAGAGGCUCCGAAGAUCGAGAGCGCGUCAGUGGACGGACAGAACCGCAGGGUGGUGGUGUCUGACGGCAUCGGUUUGCCGAACGCCCUCACGUACGACUCGUCUUCUGGACAAGUCUGCUGGGCCGACGCAGGUACAAAGCGCUUAGAGUGCGUAUCCCCGGACGGUUCGGGCCGAAGAGUGGUCCACCCGAGCCUCAACUACCCGUUCAGCAUGGUCUACUACAAGAACCACUUCUAUUACACUGACUGGAGGAGGGACGGAGUGAUCGCGGUGAACAAAGACAGCAGCCAGAUCACCGACGAGUACCUGCCCGACCAGCGCUCUCACCUGUACGGCAUCGCAAUAGCCACCACCCACUGUCUAUCAGGGAGCCACUGACGACAGACCGGCAGCUGCAGGGUCCUUUUGGUGCUAAAGUUCUGAGGCGACCACCGUAAAAAAAAAAAAGGUGCCUUCUCCAGUGUCCCUCAGAGAAAUAAAAGGACACUCAGCAGGGCGCAAGAUGGCUUCCUGUUGCCAGAUCGACCAAAUUCACAACCCCUCCACUCACCCAGACCCCAAUUAUCUCACCUUAAAGAUAUAACCCCCAAAUAAAUGUUUUGUAAAUUUGUUUUAUACCUCAUUUUUUGUUGUUUUUUUCUACUGUAUUUUUGUACGCAAGUUUUGUUGUUUGUUUUUCUAUCGAUUUAAAGCUACAGAACAAUUUAAAAAAUGUAUGAGUGUAGGUUUUCUGCCAAAGAAGAAUGACACCGAGGAGCUGUUAAACUGUUGUUCAAAUUCCAUAAAAAUAUUCUGGGUGUGAAAUCAUUGCAGCUGUUGAGUGACUGAACCAGUUCAAUCUGACUCCGGGUCAGAUCGUGCCAUAUAUACACGAAUCUGUUUCUCACACAUGAUGAAAGGACACUUUUCUUUUGCCAAAUAUUUUUUACUACUACUUUUCAAAUCUUUGUCUUUUUAUAAGAUGUGAUAUUUAUAACAAUAAAGAUGUGACUUGGUACUUGUUUUUCCAUAGAUUGUUCUGACGCUUCACAGAGGAACAAGAAGCACAGGAGACGAACUCUGCUCAGCUGUAUUUAUAGAUUCACCCGCACAGCGUCAAAUGUAAACCAUUUCAAAA
Messenger RNA from Anarrhichthys ocellatus (wolf-eel), 6173 nucleotides. RefSeq names its product nidogen 2a (osteonidogen) (gene nid2a). Gene Ontology annotation, cellular component: basement membrane. The record is from RefSeq and is a predicted model, not a curated record. The transcript has 39 exons. Bases 95 to 5434 code for a protein of 1779 amino acids. Gene Ontology annotation, molecular function: calcium ion binding. NCBI's taxonomy places the organism in Eukaryota, Metazoa, Chordata, Actinopteri, Perciformes, Anarhichadidae. Gene Ontology annotation, biological process: cell-matrix adhesion.